UGUCGACUUUUGGAGCACGGUGUUUUCGUUUAACAGCCAUGUUGACCUGUAUGGGACUGGAUUUCUAUCUUUCGGCGAGGACUUGAGGCGUUUUCCACACGAGAACAUUAUGCCCAAGUGCGAUGUCAAGACCAGAUACAUACCAGCAACGUUCGCGUGGACUUUGCUGAUUGUAGCCACCACUUUGUUCUUCUAUUACCCUGCCCAGUACUAUAUACCCAAACACCCAUGGGUGCCCGCGUACCAGGGAGUUAUCACAUUUUUCGUGUUGGCAAAUUUUACGUUAGCAACUUUCAUGGACCCGGGGAUCAUACCCAAAGCGCCCCCUGACGAAGAUAGGGAAGAUGAUUUUAGGGCACCUUUGUAUAAAAAUGUAGAUAUUAAUGGUAUUACAGUUAGGAUGAAGUGGUGUGUUACGUGUAAAUUUUAUAGGCCACCGAGAUGUUCACAUUGUAGCGUUUGCAAUCAUUGUAUAGAGACAUUUGACCAUCACUGUCCUUGGGUAAACAAUUGUAUAGGCAGAAGGAACUACCGGUUCUUCUUUUUCUUCCUCAUAUCGCUCAGUAUACAUAUGAUAAGCAUAUUCUCGCUGAGUCUCGUCUACGUUCUCCACUACACACGGAGCUUUACGAAUACCGAGCCAAUCGUCGCUAUGGUACUCAUGGGUCUGGUUGCGCUCCUCGCUAUCCCGAUUUUCGGACUGACGUGUUUCCAUAUGGUGCUGGUGUCACGUGGCCGUACUACCAAUGAACAGGUCACCGGUAAAUUUAACGGCGGUUACAACCCGUUCUCUCGGGGAUGCUGGGACAACUGCUGUUACACCCAGUUCGGACCGCAGUACCCCAGCUUGAUCAAGCCGCACAAGUACAACGCAAAGCGGAAACACUGUCCGCACGGUCCGAUCGCGACGAUCACGAACGACAGCCAAGUGAAGACGUACAUGGACAACAGCAACGGAGUGCGCGGCAUCAAUUCGCACGCGUACAACAAGGCGGCAUACUUUCAGAUGUCCCCCGGCAGGGAGGGCUGCGAAAUGGACAUGGAACCGUCCGCGUCGCAGUCGCAGGACUGCGAGCCCACCCCGCCCCUCCAACGGCACGGCUCGAAGAGUAACUUUUUCCUGCCGCCGGCGGGCGACCAGGGCGGCGAUUCGCCCCGCCAUCCGGCGGCGGUCGUCGUGCCGCGGGGCCUCCACUAUCCGGCGAGGGGCAGCCCGCACCCGCGGCCCCGCGGACUCGAUCCCCUGCGGGGCCCCACACCCGACAAUUUAGGUCCUCAAAGGGCGUCCCCGACCAUGCAGCAGAGGAUCAAGGCUCUGGGGGUGCCGACGCCAUUGGCCAUGUCCAGUCCCGUAAGAAGGUCGAACCCGAGCACGCCUACUCAGCCGCGUCGGCCCGACUUCAUCGGCGUCGUCUACCAGAACCAGUCCGGGCCAUACUACGAGUUUCAGGGGGCGGACGCGGCCACCCACCAACGUCAGACGACGUCCCAGGCGUACGGCGGCAGUCCGCAGAGGCGGUUCAUGUCCGAGGGCGAGCUUGUCCGCCAGGAGGCGCAGCUGUCGUAUCCGAGGUCGAACAAUACUGUCGACAACAUCAGGGAGUUAGCGAACUCGCCGCAGAGGGGCGUCUACAUGUGGAAGGACACUUCGCCCGGUUACCCGCCCCCCGCACCUCAACAGCCCGACUUUUACCGGUCGAACCCUACUAGUCCGACGCAGCAGGUGUACGCCCAACAGCCGAGGACUUACCAUCCCGCGACGAGGGGUGGGGUCGCAGUUUAUCCGCCGCAGAGUCCCCAGGUGCACCGGAAAUUGGGGCCGGCGUCCGACAACAGACGACGACCGAUGUCUUUCGUGAGGGCGCUUGAAAUGUCGGACGGGGUCGAAUUAAACGCGCAGAAUUCGCAAUGUCCUACGCAGAGACCGCCCACACCGGACCGCACCAGCGUCUACGACAUGAACUACGAGAUAUCGGUAUAGGACAGGUGUCGGCACUCGUACCGCCGGAACGAGUGUUAGUUUCUCUGUAUCAGAGAUCCCCCCUCUCUCCCGUACCUCCCCCCCCCAACCACGGGUCCUUUUACGACGACCGCGGAUGUAACAUAAAACGUCACCUUUCAACGAUAUCGGCCCCCCCCAAAAAUAGAUGCGACGACAUUUUUGGUGGUUAUGUUGUUGCGGAACCCCCUUCAUGCAUCUACAUACACCAAAAAAAAAAGCGUUUUGUCAAAUUUUAACGGUAAAAUGGUGAAAAUAACGAUCAUGUCGGUUCGAUAACGUCGAUCGAAAUGAAACGGGAACAACGGAGUUAAUGAUUUUAUUAGACUUUAACCCUUGUCUCCGCAAAAGUGCCACACAGACGGCCGUUUUUUACGUCAUCGGUCAUAGAAGCGUACUUGUGGGGUCUUUUAAAAAAAGACUUUUUUUAGUCAAAUAACUUUUGAAAACACACUUUUGAAAAAUAUUAAAAAUUAUAAAAAAGACGCCUAAACCAUUUAUUAGAAUUUUUCCAUUGUGUGGUAGAUCUGAAAACAUGGAGUUCCACACAAGUCUCUGUGACUUUUCUUACACAUAUAUCUGGAAACCUUUCUAUGUUUUUCCUUUGCUGUUGAGCCUUUGCUUCUAGAGCCGGUUUUUGUCUUUUCCGUUGAGGGAAGUAAUGUGGGGAAAUGUCUGUUCUGUAUUCUGGCUAUAUCAGCAGUUGCAGAAACAGAAGUGGGCUUGUUGCCAUUGGAUUUGUAUCUGCAACAACAAAAAUUAACGUCAUUGAGAAUAAUCGGCAAUAUAUGUGAAUAAUAGCCAUUAAAAUGUAUACAAACCUUUUGAAAAUUCCAUGUAAAAGAUUUUAUUGAAACUGGACAAGUCUGUUUCAUGUAAAACAUGGCAUCCAAUGUAUGAAAGACUAAUCUCUUGUACCAUUUUAUAUUCUUCCUCAUGAUAUCCCAUUUGUUUAUUAUAGUUAAUCACACAUUCAGGUGGCAUUGUCAGUUUUAUCAAGUGUAACCAUUUUGUUUUUGUGCAUUAUUGUUAUCGUCAUCGUGUCUCUCCUGUCUUUCCAUUUCAAAACCUGUCAUCUUUUUCUAAUUGUUCUUUUACAAUCGGCAUAGGUCUAACAGUCCCACAAGAAUUUUUUUUUUUUGUAAAGAAAAUAUGAUAAGAUCGGACUGCUAUAGGAAUUAUCUGUAAACAAGGAGUGACCUUUGUUUAGAUGCGGUUUCAUGAGCUGAGCAGUUGUUCCCAAUUGUAUGGCGUUUAUUUGUUAUAUAUUGCUUAAAAAGAAGUAUUCCAUUAAACAGUAUCAUACUUUCAUCAAUCACAAAAAGUUAGAAUUGUGUGAUAGAAACCUUCGCUUAUUGAUCUUACUUUAUGUAAUAUAUCACCAGUUUCAGCAUUCUCGUUGUUUGAAAAAUGCAUUUUUUUAGCAUUUUUGUAAGUAUGUCUUUUGCCAUUUUUUUGCUGGAAAGUAUAAAAGAGGAUCUGUUGACCAAUAUGUGAAAAACUCAUCUAAAUCAAGAUAUAUAGCAUGUAUAGCAUAUCAGUUAUGAAAGGAGAUAUAUCUUCAGUAAAAAGAUUGAACAAAUAAUCUGUUUUUGGUGAGUCUUCUCUCAAUGUCAUGUCCUUUACUCCACUCUGGCUGUCAUCAAGUUCACGCAACUUAGACACAAAGUUCUUUUUUGUCCAGUGCUUCAUCGAUGUCUUCUGCAAAACUGUUUCCUUCAUCCGCUAACAUCGCUUAGCAUAUAUUCGCUACCACUUUCUAUAAAUGGGUCCUCUUCACCUCUUAUUAUUUGUUUUUGUUUUGUAAAACACUUACACGUGACUAUCAUUGCAAAAGUCAUUAAAUAAUUUCAUCACUUGAUAGAGAACACCUUUAAUCAGCUCUUUUAAUAACUUAGGGCAAUCCACUAAUUAAUUGAGAGAGAGAAUUAAUGAAUGACUCAUACAAUUGCUGUGAUUUUUCCAAUAAAGGGCAUAGUCAAACAUCACAUGACUUAAAUUCGCAGUGUCCAAAGGGUGCAACUUUAAUUCUAUUUAGAUUGUGCAGGAGAACAACAAUGGUUGCUUCUCAGUCUACACAUAGAUCUAGAUCCAGCUUACGAAACCUGUGUUUAGAUUAGAAAUAGAUUUCUAUCUGUCGCCCCAAGCAUUCCGGAUGUUAUGCUUUAAUUUAGGCAAAAACUCUCUAAAACUCAAUUUUAUAUUCUCCUGUGAUCCUAAGCGAGCAGCAUUGGGAAUCUGGUCAGCAAUAUAGUUCUCUUUUAUUAUGGUAUGGCUAGGUAUCCAGCAUAGUUAGAUGUCCUUUUUUUGAGUUUUUAUUAAGGUAAUUAGUUGUACUGAAGUGGCUUUUACUUGAUGAAAAUCCAUUUAAAAUAGUUAAAUAAGAACAAAUGUGAAAAUCUGAACAACGUUUGUUUUUAUUUAACUAAGGUAAUUAGGUUAUUUUUUCAGUUGAUAUCUUCAAGGGCCACUUUUCGGGUGUGAAAAGGUGACUGCUUUGUUGAUGUCAUCGAAUUCAAUCCAAUAGCGUAAAUGUGGGCAGAGCAAGUCAGGUUAUUUUCAUGCAGUCUUCUUCUCACUGAAUAAUUUCGGAUUUUUUACGUCUUGUAUUGUUUGUUCUCGCCGAUUGUUAAUUAAUAAUCCAAUAAAUAUGAAGCCUGCAUUUCCAUAACCAUUUCCAUUUUACCACAGUCUUAGCGUUACAGCAAACGUGCCGUAAAAACAAAUAAUCCGUGAAAGAGUGCUUUAUUCUACUUUCACCGGUUGUUUUGGUUUCAUUAAAACCGGAUAAAAUAAACAAAACAUUUGCUUCAGUCGUGGGAAUUUUUCUUUUCCACCAUUUUUUUUCUUGCUUUGAGAAACAUUCUUCACCACUUAAUUUUGUCCUUCCAGCUAUCCUCUCGUCUUCUCUUCUCAUUGGAUCCAUGCAUAUCAUUUCUGAUACUUAUGCGAUAAAACUCAACAUAACACUUAAACAAAUUUAUGCACGCUUCUUCAUAUAAUAGCUUACUGUCUGUCCAUUUAUAAAAUUUAUCUACACUGACGUGUAUGGUAAUCUUUCGGUAACCUUUAAAAUGUAUUAAAUUAAUCACCUCAAUCUCAUGGUAAGUCACAUGACGAUCUUGCAAAAUAAGUUUCCGCACUGCAUCAGUGUGCAGGACAACCACCGAUUUUGGACAAUCCUCACGAAAUUUAUCCUUAAGAAUAUUAAGACCACGACUGAAGUCCGAAAACCAGCGGUAAACAGUAGUCCUAGAUAGUGUUUUAACUCCAAAAGUCGAAUUAAGUUCAUCGAUGCAUUGUUGAGUUAAUCCAUAUCUAAAUUUGUAAAAAAAUAAUGCACGAAAAUGUUUCCAAGUUCCAGUUAUCACAAAAAACAAACACUCUUUCGCCAAAACCUCACCUCGAAAUAUCAAAAUUCAAUAUAAAAACGUUAAUCGCCAGAUGGCAGGACUAGUUUAAGAAAAUCCCGAAACAAAUACGGCUUUAUAGACACGUAGUGAAUAGGUUUAUCAAAAAUUUAUUCUGGCAAAAUACUUUACGUAUAACAUACAAAAAGUGACGAUCGAAAUCAAUAAUAAUUCUUUACGCCCAUUACGCGCACAAAGCAAAAAAUCAUUGUAAAUAUUGUAAGCUUCUUAAAAAUGGAGCAAUAUUGUUCUUAUGAUUUUUUGUUAUGAUAACAACCACUCUAUUUACAGAGGAUUUCACAGCAUAAACGAGUACUUAUUUUGUUAAUUCGAUAAGACUUUCUCAGUUUUACUUCGUUAUUCUGACCGACUGAGGUAAGAAAAAAACACUCCUCUUUAUAAAAGAAUUAACUUUCUUUCAGGCAAAUUCUUAUCACAUCAUGAAGUUUACUAUGUUUUUUAUAUAUAAAUAGCGACUGCUCUAUAACCAUCUUAACCUUUGUUUAUUGUUGUUUACUGUUGCCUUGCUUUACUUAAUGCAAUCGAUUGACGUCAUCGAACUGAUUUGACUUAAGCGAAGUGAUCGACAUAUAUAUUUGAGACUACGCUUUACUGUAGAACAUAACCUCGAAAGAUGAGAAAAACCCGAAAGAAAAAUAUUAACUUCUAACAACUAUGAUUUUAUUAUUUUAUAUAUAUAUAUAUAUAUAUA
Cylas formicarius (sweet potato weevil) is the source of this 6121-nucleotide messenger RNA. It is a transcript of the gene Zdhhc8, whose product is annotated as palmitoyltransferase ZDHHC8. Gene Ontology annotation, biological process: protein palmitoylation. Lineage: Eukaryota; Metazoa; Arthropoda; Insecta; Coleoptera; Brentidae. Gene Ontology annotation, molecular function: palmitoyltransferase activity. The record is from RefSeq and is a predicted model, not a curated record. Bases 110 to 1981 code for a protein of 623 amino acids. The transcript is spliced from 8 exons.